This is a messenger RNA of Tarenaya hassleriana, 1188 nucleotides long. Its product is annotated as protein PHR1-LIKE 3-like. Gene Ontology annotation, molecular function: DNA binding; DNA-binding transcription factor activity. The record is from RefSeq and is a predicted model, not a curated record. NCBI's taxonomy places the organism in Eukaryota, Viridiplantae, Streptophyta, Magnoliopsida, Brassicales, Cleomaceae. The coding region runs from base 120 to 1064 and encodes 314 amino acids. The transcript is spliced from 6 exons.
CUCGGAUCCGAGUACCCAUCCGAGAAAAUUUUCCCAGAAAUCGUCACGUCACUCUCUUAAAUCUUCCCCACAUUUUCCUUUUCUUUCCCGGGGAAAUCAAAGGAAAAGGAAAAGGGCCAAUGUACUCGGCGAUUCGUUCGCUUCCUCUCGAUGUUAGUGUGGGUGGGCACAGCGAGUUCCAUGGAGCUCUCGACGGGACGAAUCUUCCCGGCGAUGCUUGCUUGGUCUUGACGACGGACCCCAAGCCCCGUCUCCGGUGGACGGCGGAGCUCCACGAGCGGUUCGUCGACGCCGUCACUCAGCUCGGCGGACCCGACAAAGCAACACCCAAAACUAUUAUGAGAACGAUGGGGGUGAAGGGCCUCACUCUCUACCACCUGAAAUCACAUCUUCAGAAAUACCGCCUCGGGAGGCAAGCAUGCAAGGAAUCAACCGAGAAUUCUAAGGAUGCUUCUUGUAUCGCGGAGAGUCAGGACACGGGUUCGUCCUCAACAUCAUCAUUGAGAAUGGCUGUGCAGGAGCAGAACGAGGGUUACCAGGUCACUGAAGCUUUGCGGGCACAGAUGGAAGUACAGAGAAGACUACAUGAGCAACUAGAGCAUGAGCAGGUGCAAAGGUGUCUCCAGCUGAGGAUAGAGGCGCAAGGAAAAUACCUACAGACGAUUCUGGAGAAGGCUUGCAAGGCGCUGGAUGAGCAAGCGGCCGCCUUUGCCGGUCUAGAGGCUGCAAGAGAAGGGCUUUCAGAGCUAGCCAUCAAGGUCUCAAAUGGAUGUCAAGGAGAAACAACAACAGUCUCUUUCGACACAACCAAGAUGAUGAUGAUGAUGAUGCCAUCCUUGUCUGAACUCGCAGUAGCCAUAGACCACAAGCCCAACAACAACAACAACAACUGUUCAGUUGAGAGCUCUCUGACUUCCACAAAUGCUGGAAGCCCGGUUUCGGCCGCUGUCUUGGCCAAGAAGAGACAUAGGGGCGUGUUUGUAAACGCGGAUAGCAUGGCCAUGGGAGGGACAGUGAGGCAUGAGGCUGAGUGGGUGAUGCCUAGUAGUAGCUCCAUUAGAUAAGUUAGGAAGGAAGAAUUUCUGGCAAGGUAGAGACAGAGAUUAAUUAACUUUCUUUGUUUUAUCAUCUUUUCACUGUUUCAAAGACUGUAUUCAUCACAACAUUGUCAUCAAAAUGUUGUCUUUA